Messenger RNA from Phasianus colchicus (ring-necked pheasant), 887 nucleotides. It is a transcript of the gene STMND1, whose product is annotated as stathmin domain containing 1. NCBI's taxonomy places the organism in Eukaryota, Metazoa, Chordata, Aves, Galliformes, Phasianidae. The record is from RefSeq and is a predicted model, not a curated record.
GUCUGCACACCAGGACACAACAUGAAAGCCUUCUGUGGUGCUAUUUAUUGUAGCAACAGGCCUGGGCAACAGUUUGAUGCCAUGGUGAUCAUGAAUAACCAAACUCCCAAUGAUGAGAUGAGGGCAUUUCUACUGCUUGGACUUGCAACAGGGAAAAGCAGAUGGUCCCCAUUUCAUCAUGGGCUGCACUACAUCUAACAGGGUUGCUGCAGCACAGCUGUCUUCUGAGGAGCUACAGAACAACUAUGAAGCCAAAAGCCAGACUACAAGUGACAGUGCUGACAGAACACAGGCCGCCACCACACAGGAGGGGGCAGCUUGGACAGGGGGCACUUCAGAGAAUGGAAGCAAACUUGAAGUUGAAGCCAGCGAGGGAGGCUUUCCUGAGAAAUCAACAGAAAGAUUUACACCUUCUGAAAAAAGAAGCAACGCACAAAGAACAGAUGCACUGCUCACCAGUGGGUUCAUCAGCAAAUCAUGGCCCUUAGAAGAAACAGAGAGACAAAAAUCAUCAGACAUUCUUGAGGAGCUGAGGAUGCAGGGAAUAAUCAGGAGCCAAAGUACUACCGCCAGGACUGGAGAAGCACAUGAAAACAAGGUUAGGGAAAAGGAACUAAACAGGAAACCACAACACACUGCAUUUUAUCCAGCAACGGCCCAUCAAACUACAGGUAAACAGACUGAAAAGGACUGCCCAAGUUUUCAAAGUCAAGAAAGCACAGAUGCCCCUCAGUCAUCACCUUUACAUGGUGAGAUAAGUGUACUGCUGCAGGAAAUAACUGCAGAAGAAACCACAAAUUAUUACACUGAGGACUUUACCAUUGAGUCUGAUAUAACUUACAACUGUAUCAAUGAAACAAUCUGGAUCUAAGCCAUCCUGCAAAGAA